This is a messenger RNA of Symbiodinium pilosum, 1626 nucleotides long. The record is from the annotation of a GenBank genome assembly. Lineage: Eukaryota; Dinophyceae; Suessiales; Symbiodiniaceae.
AUGGUCGAGGCUUUGGGUGCUGAAGAUGUGGAGAUGGGUUUCCUGAGACCUGGGCGGUAUAUUGACCGCGAUGCUCCGAAGCGAAUCUCGGCUCUGGGCAAGUUUGGCUGUGCUGCCGCUUUGUAUUUCUCACUGGGCCUUGCGGCCGCCUUUCAAGAAGGCCGGGCAAUCAUCCUGGAGAGUGAGAAGGGUGCCAAGCCGUGGGAACGUCAUUUUCUCACGGCGAUCUCUGAUGCCACGAGCUUUCAAAUCGCAGCAGAAUAUUACAUGAAACUGGAUCCAGAUGCAAAGCAGGAAUUCUUCCAUCUGGCCUGUGGGCAGAAACCUGAGUAUGCGGAGCUUCCUGGAAAGGAGUGCGUGCACAUCUCACAAACUACAGUCAACACUCAGAAAGAAUGCGCGGCAACGGCAGCUUUUCGGGGCUUCAAUCGUCUCGCUCGAGGGUACUUAUGGAUUUCUCCUGAUUGGCUGGAUUUGUUCACUUUCCAGCUUGUGAACACCAAUGGCAAGCUCGAUUGCAUCUACAAGGACAAGUUGAAGCCAUUGAUUGACAGCGCCAAUGCCGGACAUGUUCUCAGCAUUUUCUCCUACUCGGGAGAGGGCGCGUGUGUGGACCAUGUCGAUCGCGGAUUGCUUACGUUGGUAACAAACCACGAUGGUGCUCUGCAGGUCUUACUGCGAGGGAAGUGGGUUGAUGUGCCGAGGACAAAUGGUCUCGUGGCAUUUGCCGGGAAAACCUUGGAGUUGCUGACUCACGGAAAGUAUCCAGCAGUUGUGCAUCGCAUUGCACCUGGCCGUGGCUCCGGUCGUGUCAGCCUGGCCUUUAAGCUCAGGUCUCCACCAGAAACAAAGCUGGUGCUUCAUGGUGAGCAUGACGAGUCUGCAGCAAUGACCACAGUUGGCGACUUCUUUGACAUGCAUGUUGACAAGCCUGGCUUGUCCAUCAACAGACCGAGCCCUAGCAGGCCACGCCAGGCAGAGAGGAUAGCUGCAAAAAAUGGAUAUCAUGCGCAGCUUGCGUGCCAUUCCCAGGUGAGAUCCCAAGUCAUUCCUCCCGACCUCCGGGUGGUUCCCCUGCCUGUCCUUCACUUGUGUGAUCUGAAAGCGUUUAUGACAUGCCGUGCAAUUUCUCGGGAGUGGCACGGCCACUGCAACUCGAGCGAGUUGUGCUGGGUCCGAUUCUGCUUCCAGAGGGGCUUCCCUUGGUUGCAAAAGCAGGUUGAUUGGCCAGCACAUUUCAGGGCUUGGCAACAGAGGAUGCAGAACUGGAAGUCUCAAAAGAAGAUCGAGGCAGUUGCGCUACCAGUUCCUUUUGGUUUAAUCACGAACCUGAGACCCCUCACGUCUGCCUGUCAAAGCCUGCGCUUCUCAGCGGCGGUGGAGAAGUGGAGUCUUUCAGGCCUUUCAGAAGUCUGCUUCUACCGGCCAGAAGAAGGUAAGAGGACAACUGAGCUCGAAUGCAUCGGCAUUUGGGAUGGUGUGUUGCUCCGGCGCUGCAACAGCAGGGGCAAACAGGAUGCGGAGGCAGAGUUUGGUCAACACAGUGGGACGAGAUGGGAUCCCUUUGUUGGAGAGCUCAACCUUGAUGAUCACAUCCUUGUCUACGUGAGACUGCGGGGUGACUGA